AUGGAAAAGAUAAUCUCCUUCUCUAUUGCUGGUUUCACACUUUUGAGCAGUAAGGCAACUGAUCUACUUAAGGUUGCCUUAGCAUGCAUGAUUCUUAGUUUCAUUGCUUCAUUUCAAGAUUUCUGCACUUUCUUUCCACUUCUACUCCGCCUCAUUCUCUUCCUCUUUUCUUUACCCCAAUAUUGCUUCUCGUCCAGGCGUAACAAAGCCAUUGCUGAUGGUGUUGAAUGCAGAGAAAAUAUUGAUGAUGAGCUGUUUGUAGUGGACGGAUUGAUAAACACAAGGGUUUGUUUGGAAGAGGUUUCGCAUUUGUUUGAUGAAAGCGAGCCUAGUUUCGAGGAAAUUAAGGGAACAUUUGGCAUGUUUGAUGAGGAUGGGGAUGGGUACAUAGAUGAAAAAGAUUUGGGGAAACUCCUGUUCAGGAUGGGGUUUAGUGAGUUUUCGCAACAAGAUUGCAGAGGGAUGAUCAAGGCCUUUGAUGAAAACAAAGAUGGGAGGAUUGAUAUUGGAGAAUUUUUGAAGCUCAUGGAGGAUAGCUUUGACUAG
This is a messenger RNA of Ipomoea triloba (trilobed morning glory), 546 nucleotides long. Its product is annotated as probable calcium-binding protein CML47. Gene Ontology annotation, molecular function: calcium ion binding. Lineage: Eukaryota; Viridiplantae; Streptophyta; Magnoliopsida; Solanales; Convolvulaceae. The coding region runs from base 1 to 546 and encodes 181 amino acids. The transcript has a single exon. The record is from RefSeq and is a predicted model, not a curated record.